Marasmius oreades (fairy-ring Marasmius) is the source of this 1239-nucleotide messenger RNA. RefSeq lists its product as uncharacterized. Bases 1 to 1239 code for a protein of 412 amino acids. Gene Ontology annotation, cellular component: extrinsic component of mitochondrial inner membrane. The record is from RefSeq and is a predicted model, not a curated record. Lineage: Eukaryota; Fungi; Basidiomycota; Agaricomycetes; Agaricales; Marasmiaceae. The transcript is spliced from 7 exons.
AUGAUGCUUUUCAGUCUUAGCGAUCAGCCCAGUACAGACUUGGACUUCGUGAACGAGCUUUGUCAACAAGACAUGUCGAACACGCUGAACAUGUUGGGUGUGUCGAUGAAGCGUGGUCUACGAGUUGACGAGCAGAAUUUCAUUGGGUGGCAGCCUCGGUGUAUGGCAUGUUCACGCACCGAUCGUCUCAUCCGUUUGGAAGGCACAACCGCAACGAGAUCGCUCAAAGCAUGCGACGCGUGUAACACCGCGUUUUACUGCUCUCAAGACCACUGGGACGCCGUUCGCGACAAGCACACCACCGCCACUCUACCUGACGAAGGCGGUCUUACACAGUGUCAAAUCAACAAACAAUUCAGAACCGACAUGUUUUUUAUCAACCUCAUGGCGAACGUGCACGCCAAAUCUGAAAGUGACUCCGACUCCGACUCCGACUCUAAGCCUUAUGUUUUUCAAUGGGCUCCAACGCGCCACAAGGUCGUUUGGAAAGCGUUGAAGGAAGAUCCUGCUGGGUGUUGGGAGGAGGCGUUUGGGGAAGAGCUGAAGAAGGAGAUGGGAGGGUACGGUGCUACGCCCGUGUCUCUUGCGCCUUUUUUGAGAGCAGCUUCGGAGGGGUUGUCGAUGCCGAUGACGAUUUUGUAUGCAUUGCAAAAGUUGAAGAAGUCAUCGGAUGAUUGGACUAGGAAGAGGACGCUUACGGUUCAUAUACUGGGCUCUCACGAAAAAGAAUAUAUACACGCUCAACUGUUCGAUGAAAUCCUACACCGACUUCCUCGUGUCAAGGAUCUGCGUAUCGUCAUGAUAGGCCCUGAACUAUCCGGCGCCUUCGAGGAUCCACCUGAAUCGAUUAUGCCGUGCCUUGAAUGUAGUGAAAUGAGUCAAGUCCGAAGAUUCGAAGUCCACCCCUCGACAUACCACGAAUACGUCAAAAAGCAAGGAGCAAGAUACACAAAACCGGAUGUGGCGGUCGCUUUCAACUCUGGAGCUAGCGAUUACGCGGGUUCUUGGAAGGAGACGAUGAAACUUCUUGUUACGAAGAAGGUUCCGACUGUUUUUACUGCGUUUAACCGCCAAGAAGCCGAGGUAGAGUCGAAGCUCCUCAAAGCCGCAGGAGCGACCCUCGUUCCGGGUCUUGGUCCAUGCAAGAAUCCUUGGGGAAGUUUGAAGUUGAUACCGGAACCUAAUCGGGUUACGGGGUUCUAUUCGACGAAUGGGUGGCUUGCUGGUGGGUUUUGUUAA